AAGAACAGAAUGGGAAAACAGAACAGUAAAUUGAGACCGGAAGUGCUGCAGGAUCUCCGAGAGAACACUGAAUUCACAGACCACGAGCUUCAAGAGUGGUACAAAGGCUUCCUCAAAGAUUGCCCGACUGGCCAUUUGACUGUUGAUGAAUUCAAAAAGAUCUAUGCUAAUUUCUUCCCAUACGGGGACGCCUCAAAAUUUGCCGAACACGUGUUCCGCACUUUUGACACCAAUGGCGAUGGGACGAUAGACUUCCGGGAAUUUAUAAUUGCGCUAAGUGUCACCUCUCGAGGAAAGCUUGAGCAGAAGCUGAAAUGGGCCUUUAGCAUGUAUGAUCUUGAUGGCAACGGUUACAUUAGCCGUGCUGAAAUGCUUGAAAUAGUGCAGGCAAUUUAUAAAAUGGUGUCUUCAGUCAUGAAAAUGCCAGAGGAUGAAUCAACUCCAGAGAAACGAACAGAUAAAAUAUUCAGACAGAUGGAUACCAAUAAUGAUGGUAAAUUAUCUCUCGAAGAGUUUAUAAAAGGUGCCAAGAGUGAUCCUUCGAUUGUCCGGUUGUUACAGUGUGAUCCAAGCAGUGCAAGUCAGUUUUAAUGAAACUCUGGACAGUUUGCAAAGAAAAUUACUGGCUUGUUCAAGCUUUGCUCGUAAAUGGAUGCCUUCAACCAUUCCUCAUUGGUUAGUGGAUGAAACUUUGUGGCUGGAUUGUCUCUGUA
Protobothrops mucrosquamatus (brown spotted pit viper) is the source of this 713-nucleotide messenger RNA. It is a transcript of the gene HPCAL1, whose product is annotated as hippocalcin like 1. The transcript is spliced from 3 exons. The record is from RefSeq and is a predicted model, not a curated record. Bases 10 to 591 code for a protein of 193 amino acids. Gene Ontology annotation, molecular function: calcium ion binding. Lineage: Eukaryota; Metazoa; Chordata; Lepidosauria; Squamata; Viperidae.